Colletotrichum higginsianum IMI 349063 is the source of this 1578-nucleotide messenger RNA. Its product is annotated as cytochrome P450. The record is from RefSeq and is a predicted model, not a curated record. Bases 1 to 1578 code for a protein of 525 amino acids. The transcript has a single exon. Lineage: Eukaryota; Fungi; Ascomycota; Sordariomycetes; Glomerellales; Glomerellaceae. Gene Ontology annotation, molecular function: monooxygenase activity; oxidoreductase activity, acting on paired donors, with incorporation or reduction of molecular oxygen; heme binding.
AUGUCUCCCCUUGGAAGAAGCAUCGUCGACCCGUACCUGGCGGCCGGGGUGGCCAUCCUCGUCGCCCUCGUCCUCGCCGCCCUCCGUCGUCCAAAGCACCCGCGUCUCCCACCGGGGACGACCCUCCCACCCGGCCCCGAACCCAGGCCGCUCAUCGGCAACCUCCUCUCGAUCCCGCCGGCGCACUCGUGGCUCGCGUUCCACGAGCUCAUCAAGCAGCACGGCCCCGUCGUGCGCCUCUCGCUGCCGGGCGGCCAGGAGCACGUCCUCCUCGGCACCGAGACCGCCGCCAACGACCUCCUGCGCCGCCGCGGCAACCUCUACAGCGACCGCCACCACGCGCCGGCCGCGAGCCACCUGCUGACCGACGACCACAUGCUCCUGCUGCUCCCCUACGACGACAAGUGGCGGCGCUACCGCCGGUUCCUGCACCAGGUGACCAUGGCGCCCGUCGCGCCGCGGUACGAGACGGAGCAGAGGAUCGAGGCGGUGAGGCUGCUCCGGGACCUCCUCCGCGACCCGGCCGACUACGAGUCGCUCUUCGAGCGCUUCAGCGUCGGCCUGGGCUUGCGCAUCAUCUACGGCCUGCGCCUCGAGAGCGCCCGCGACCGCGACGCCCGCAUGAUCCUCGACAUCGUCCACGAGCUCGAGCGCGUGGGCUCGCCCGGCGCCUACGCGGUCGACCUGUUCCCGUGCCUCCUGCGCCUCCCGGAGCGCCUCGCCCCCUGGAAGAGGUACCUCCGCGGCCGCCGACGCCGCGACGAGGCCUUCUUCCGGGAGCUCGUCGACCGCAGCGGGUCGCCGUCGUGGGCGCGGACCUGGCUCGGGACGCGGGACGAGUGGGACCUGACGCGGCGCGAGGCCGACUGGAUGCUCGGCUCCGUCUUCCAGGCCGCCGCGACGACGUCCGGGUCGGCGCUCGCGUCGUUCGUGCUCUGCAUGGUGCGGAACCCGGGCUGGUUCGGCAAGCUCCAGCGGGAGGUAGACGCCGUCGUCGGCGCCGGCAGGCUGCCGGCCCUCGAAGACAUGCCGCGGCUGCCGCUCGUCCGGGCCUGCGUCAAGGAGACGCUGCGGUACUACCCGAUCACGGCCGGCGGGUUCCCGCACCGGCUCACGGAGGACGACACGUACGGGGCCUACUUCCUGAGCAAGGGCACCGUCGUGCACGCCGUGCAGUGGGCGAUCCAGCGCGACCCGGAGCUGUACCCGGACCCAGAGCUCUUCAACCCGGACCGCUGGCUGGACCCGCGGUACCCGACCUUCAGGGAGCCGCUCAGCGUGUACCCCAACCUGCAGCAGUUCUCCGCCUUUGGCCACGGCCGGCGGAUAUGCCAGGGCAUCAACAUCGCCGAGCGGAGCCUGAACCUCAAGGUCGCGCUGCUGGCCUGGGGGUGCGACAUCUCGAGGGCCAAGGACGGCCGAGGGAGGGACGUCGUGCCGCCGCUGUACGACUUUGUGGAAGGGUUCAACGUCCAGCCGAAGCGUUUCCAGUUCGACCUGCAGCCGAGGAGCCGUGAGCGAGUCGACUUGAUAGAGCGAGCGUACGAGCAGACACUCAAGGAGGAUCCCUUGCUGUGA